GCAGAAAAUACCGAGGGGGUAUCUCUGCAGCUUGGCAACGCCCGAGACUUUAUUAUUUCUUUCGAUCUCAAAUUCGUAACGAACGGGAGCGUUUCCGUGGUUCUGGAGACGACGGAGAAGAACCAGCUCUUCACCGUGCACUACGUCUCCAACACCCAGCUCAUCGCUUUUAAGGACCGGGACAUCUACUACGGCAUCGGUCCCAGGACUAGCUGGAGCACCCUCACCAGAGACCUGGUGACCGACCUGCGGAAGGGCGUCGGCCUCUCCAACACGAAAGCCGUGAAGCAGACCAAAAUCAUGCCCAAGCGAGUGGUGAGGCUGGUGGCGAAGGGAAGAGGCUUCCUCGACAACGUCACCAUCUCGGCCACCGCUCACAUGGCGGCUUUCUUUGCCGCCAGCAACUGGUUGGUGAGGAACCAGGACGAGAGGGGCGGUUGGCCCAUCAUGGUGACGAGGAAGCUGGGGGAAGGCUUUAAGUCCUUGGACCCAGGCUGGUACUCGGCCAUGGCGCAAGGGCAGGCCAUCUCGACGCUGGUGCGGGCCUACCUGCUGACGAAGGACCACGCGUUCCUCAGCGCGGCCCUGCGGGCGACGGCGCCCUACAAGCUGCCGGCGGAGCAGCGCGGGGUGAAGGCCGUCUUCAUGAACCGGCACGACUGGUACGAGGAGUACCCGACCUCGCCCAGCUCCUUCGUGCUCAACGGUUUCAUGUACUCCUUGAUCGGGCUCUAUGACCUCAAGGAGACGGCCGGGGAGAAGCUGGGCAAGGAGGCGCGGGUCCUCUACGAGCGGGGCAUGGAGUCCCUGAAGGCCAUGCUCCCCCUCUACGACACCGGCUCAGGGACCAUCUACGACCUUCGGCACUUCAUGCUCGGCACUGCUCCCAACCUGGCCCGGUGGGACUAUCACACCACCCACAUCAACCAGCUCCAGCUCCUCAGCACCAUAGACGAGUCCCCCAUCUUCAAAGAGUUCGUCAAGAGGUGGAAGAGCUACCUGCGAGGCGGCCGGGCAAAGCACAACUAG
This is a messenger RNA of Leptosomus discolor (cuckoo roller), 1029 nucleotides long. NCBI's taxonomy places the organism in Eukaryota, Metazoa, Chordata, Aves, Leptosomiformes, Leptosomidae. The record is from RefSeq and is a predicted model, not a curated record.